AUGCUAGGCCAUGGCUCACCCCCAUCGGAUAUUCACGUACUGGAUCAGAAGAUGGGCGGGAUGCACAUCAUCGGGGGAGCUGCGAAGCUUCGUCAACAGCAUCGACAUAAUUAUUCGGAGGGCCUACUCGAAUGGCCAAGGUAUGGCACAACAAGCUCCGUUACUGUUCCGUAUACCUCAACACUUGAAGAUAUUACUUCGGGUUCAAUAUCUACCCGCUCUUCACCGCUGAUUGCCCCCUUAAAGACGGCCGAGAAUAUUCCAAUAAUAUCAAAUACCCCGGGCAUAUCAACAGUUUCGCGAACAUCAUCUCGAGCUACGGAGGCUACUCAACGAAAGAUUGCACGCGAAGUAUUUGAGCAGCAUGGCAUUAGGAGGCCAUCUGGUUGGUUUUCUGAUGAAGACCUGUCUCUUUCAGGCGAUAGAACUGCCAGCCCCCGAAGAUUCUGCAGGAUCUGUCAUGUCUGUUCUGCACGGACUUGGUCGCAAACUCAUUGCUCAUCUUGCAAGCAUCAUUUGUGUGAGAAAUGUCUCUGUGAGGUGCCUAAAAGUACCGAAAAGAGGCAUAGUGAUUUUGUGCAUCGCUCAGACCACGCUAUAGAGUUAGAUAAGGCACGGCCGGCUCAUCCAGCCCCCUCGACUUCAUAUUCAAUGCGAAGCAUCCAAGAAGAAUCGCGAUCGCCCAGCAUCAUUAGCAAUACCCAGGGCCUGUCUACCCAAUUAGUGGAACAAAGUCCUUCUGCCGUUCUAGAAGUUACAACAGAACCGACCUUCGCGACUCGUACUUCCGGAAAACCAGCAGCUCAGCAAUAUCCGCAUUGCUUAGGAUCUUCUCAACGUAUAGACGAUCCAGAUUACGAGGCCUGCGAUGCCCAAGCGGAAUGUGAUAAUCCCAUGUGCAGGGCAACGCACGACGGGCAUUAUCCCUAUCGUCAUAGCAUCGCAUGUGCCCUACACCGAAGUGAAGAGGCUGACGAAGGCGUAUCGCGACCGUUAGACGAAACAGUUCAUCGACAUUACCCGGCGAGCUUCCACGAUUACCAUAUUAUAGAACGUGUCACCAGUACAGUUAGCCAUGGAUCUCAUCGUAUACACGCCGGCUAUGAGGGGAAUCCAAUCACUGAGACCAGAACUUCUGCCUUGUCGUACAGGCCACCCGAAGAAUUGAGAGCACAGUGUUCUGGGCAUUUUGGCCAUCUGAUUUCAGUGGAUCCGUUGACGCGAGUUGAUCCUUCCCACUAUACCCAGGAAGUGGCACCUCCUGAUUACUCCCAAUAUGACAAGCAUUGCCCACCAAGUAGAGAUAUUAUACAUAGUCGAGCAGAAGUAUCCCGGGGAGCACAUCAAUUCGGAGAUAAAAGUAACGUCGGCACACCAAGCCGGGGCAUCCGUCCCGCCAAAUCAAACGAGAAUUUUAUACACGAGGAGAGCGAGAAGAGGCAUAGUCACCACAAGCACUCACGUAGAGGCUACUCGAUUCCGGGUCAGAGUCGAAAAUCUGCUACUGGAUUGAACCACAAUUCCCGUAACAGUCGGAGGCACGAUAAUAGCUAUGAUACUAUGGUUAAUGUUUCUCUGAGCAGGGGCAGGACUGUAGACAAGGAGCCUAGUCCAUCCAUCACGAAAGGCAUUGCAAAUGAUCCACGGACCAAGGGACCUGUACCCAAAGGUUACUUACUAAGUCCACCACCAUGGUUAAAAAGGCCGAGUAAAGAAGCAGGCGAUGCGAGAUCUAUACUACGCCCUGUCGGCUGCGAGAACCAUAGACAUACACCAAAACACCACACGACGAGUCCGAAGGGGAAGGAGGUGGAGCGCACAGAAAUCCCACCACAAAAUACCGGGUUCUUGAGGGAGUCGUUCGGCAAGCUAACCAAUUCGAGCCACGACUUGCUGCGGAUAUCGGCUCCUUCACCACAGACUGCUCUACAUGUCACGCAGCAUCAGAGGCCAGAGUCCUAG
Molecule: messenger RNA, 1962 nt
Organism: Hypoxylon trugodes
Lineage: Eukaryota; Fungi; Ascomycota; Sordariomycetes; Xylariales; Hypoxylaceae
Exons: 2
Coding region: 1-1962 (653 amino acids)
Source: RefSeq, a predicted model, not a curated record